Molecule: messenger RNA, 2268 nt
Organism: Anthostomella pinea
Lineage: Eukaryota; Fungi; Ascomycota; Sordariomycetes; Xylariales; Xylariaceae
Source: the annotation of a GenBank genome assembly
AUGUGGGAGUUCGGCCAUCAGUCGGCCGGGUUCGUGGCCGCUCUUGCCCUCAUCGCCAUUCAAGUGGGCAUAGGUGUUUUGAUGAAGGUAGCCCAGAACGGUGGGAAAUACAGUUUCUCCGGGCCCGGAUCCAUCGCGAUAUCCGAAUUCCUCAAGCUUGCCAUAGCCCUCAGCCUAUAUUCCGUUCAACUACGCAGACGAAGAAGAUCCCAGCUCGGGUCAAGCGCAUACGUUUCAGUCCCGUCUUCGGAUUCGGUAACCUCGGAUGACGAUAAGUCUCCCGAGGAUGAACGAAGGUUCGCCGGAACCCUCAGGAGCUUGGCCCAGGAGAUCCCGUUUGAUGCACGUUGUGGGUUUUGGAACUUGGCCCUCUUCUAUGCUCUGAUCAACAAUACCAUCUUCAUUGCAUACGAAGUUGCCGAUCCGGGUACGAUUAGUCUCGUACGGUCCACCGUCACUGGCUUAACGGCUGCUCUGUCAGUUGUCUGUCUGAAAAAGAAGAUCUCGGAGGUUCAAUGGCUGGCAGUAGCGUUUCAGCUCUGUGGCCUGGCCGUCACGCAGUAUUCCACGAACUCUGGUGCCGUCUACAGCCUUCCAGUCUAUGCGUUACUCUUCUUCCAAGUAGUCUUGUCGGCUGCCUCGGGGAUAUUCAACGAGUCUCUGGUGAAGGACAAAGCAGCGUCUCUGCAUGCGCAGAAUGCCGUGUUGUACUUUGCAGGCUUCCUCGUCAACCUAACGAUACACUUCGCGACACGUCUGUUUAGCCCUGAAGAGCCUAAUCUCGUGACCGGAUACGGCGAUAUUCGAUCAAUCCUGGUCAUCGCCAGCAAUGUCCUUAUCGGACUAGCGAUCACGGCGGUAUACAAAUACGCAGAUGUCGUCAUCAAGUGUCUCGCGACAGGCAUCACGACGGCUUUAUUGGUGUACUUCUCGUCGCUUCUCUUUGGGCUACCCUUGACACCAGUUGCCAUCGUGGGUACCAUCAUUAUCUUCCUCUCGUCCUGGACUUAUAUGCGCGAACCUGUCAAGGGUGUCCUGGGGCCCACGCAAGGUUCGAUGCAGUCGCCGGCCUCGUUGACCCUUCACAAGAGCUUCUAUCAGAGAUAUUCCAACUAUGCUCCCAUUGCCUUCACCAUCUUCACGGUCUUGAUCUCGGUGCAGGCCAGGCUGUACGUAAACUACCUUGCCGCGGACAAGUCGUCCAAAGAGCCGGAGGAGGAUGCCGCGAUGAUACGUCUCGACUCGCCAUUCAACAGAACAUUGGGCUUCGUUCGCUGGAAUUCCCCUCACUAUGAACGUAUGCCACUGAUAGACAAAUACCGGCCCUUCUUCCACACCCUCCACUAUAGCGGGCCAGACAUCUCGGAUAGCGAUGACAUUGGUCAGGACUUGACUACCGAUGCCUUUACCGGGACCCAUGAGAUCUACCUACAGGUCGCCGAGACGAUGCAGAUGAUCUUGGACGGUGAGGCGUGGCCCGGCUUCCACCAAAACAGCACGAAACACGGAAACUCCACGAGCAAAUUGAACACCUCGGACAUAGAGGGCCUGCUCUACUACCACUUCGACGCAUGGGUGCACCCGUUCGACUUCGCAGGCGAGGACAUGACCAACAUGUGGUUCAACGACGUGUCGCGAUGGGCCAGCCCCAGUUUCGAAUGCAUGACCGAGAUCGAGCAGUCCGGCUGGCAACCUCUGCACGACGGACGGGCACUCCAUGUCCAGGCCCUAGCCACCGUGCAGAAGUUGGUAGCCGCCAACGCCCCCUACGUGAUCGACCCCCACGAGUUCUGCACCGGGUGGUCCGACUUCUACUACAUCCCCCGGACGCUUUUCGAGGACUACAUCUACCUGGCGCUCGCGUUCCACGAGCGGCGGACGUUCCACGAGGUCGUCAUCCCCACUAUCAUCCACAUCAUCGACCAGAGCCGGCGUCGCAUCCCUGGGCGCAGCAUCAUCAGCCGGUUCCCUGCGUGGGGCUCGUGCUGUGCGCCCGAGCAGCCGAGCGUCCGCGACGUCAUGUUCAACCGCAUGGGACACAGGAUGCACUACGAUUCUGAGGACCAGCUCCCGAUCGAGACAUUUUAUGCGAAACUCGACAGCGAUGGCGCGAUGGUCGGCAAGGAGAUUCUCGAGCCCCGUUGGGUCAAGGAGAAGGCCGCUCGGGGAGGCAACCGACGCGGUGCAAGUAAUGUGACGGUCAUCCAGGAGUCGAACGAGCGGGACCAGAAGAUUCCAGAGAGCGAGAAACAGGUACCAUUUUGGUGA